This is a messenger RNA of Sorex fumeus (smoky shrew), 1042 nucleotides long. RefSeq names its product msh homeobox 1 (gene MSX1). The record is from RefSeq and is a predicted model, not a curated record. Gene Ontology annotation, cellular component: nucleus. Lineage: Eukaryota; Metazoa; Chordata; Mammalia; Eulipotyphla; Soricidae. The transcript has 2 exons. Gene Ontology annotation, biological process: regulation of transcription by RNA polymerase II; embryonic morphogenesis. The coding region runs from base 102 to 1016 and encodes 304 amino acids. Gene Ontology annotation, molecular function: RNA polymerase II transcription regulatory region sequence-specific DNA binding; DNA-binding transcription factor activity, RNA polymerase II-specific.
GGCGGGAGGCGCGCGCGGGAGGGCCCGCCGGCCAGGGCCCCUGGCGCGCCCAGAGGCGGCCGGCGCUCCAGGCCCGCCCCGCAGCCCAUGCCCGGCUCUGCAUGGCCCCGGCUGCUGACAUGACUUCUUUGCCGCUCGGUGUCAAAGUGGAGGACUCCGCCUUCGGCCAGCCGGCGGGGGGCGGCGGGGGCCAGGGCCCCGGCGCCGCGGCGGCCGCGCCCCCGGCCGCGAUGGGGGCCGACGAGGAAGGGGCCAAGCCCAAGGUGUCCCCGUCGCUGCUGCCCUUCAGCGUGGAGGCGCUCAUGGCCGACCACAGGAAGCCCGGGGCCAAGGACAGCGCGCUGGCCGCCUCGGAGGGCGCGCCGGCGGCCGGCGGCUCCGCGCAGCCCCUGGGCGCCCGGCCCGGACCCCUGGGCGCCCCGGACGCGCCGGCCUCCCCGCGGCCGCUCGGCCCCUUCUCGGUGGGAGGGCUCCUCAAGCUGCCCGAAGACGCGCUCGUCAAAGCCGAGAGCCCCGAGAAGGCCGAGCGCACCCCGUGGAUGCAGAACCCCCGCUUCUCCCCGCCCCCGGCCCGCCGGCUGAGCCCCCCAGCCUGCACCCUGCGCAAGCACAAGACCAACCGCAAGCCGCGGACGCCCUUCACCACGGCGCAGCUCCUGGCUCUGGAGCGCAAGUUCCGCCAGAAGCAGUACCUGUCCAUCGCCGAGCGCGCCGAGUUCUCCAGCUCGCUCAGCCUCACCGAGACGCAGGUGAAGAUCUGGUUCCAGAACCGCCGCGCCAAGGCCAAGAGACUGCAGGAGGCCGAGCUGGAGAAGCUGAAGAUGGCCGCGAAGCCCAUGCUGCCGCCGGCCGCCUUCGGCCUCUCCUUCCCGCUCGGCGGCCCCGCGGCCGUGGCCGCCGCCGCCAGCGCCUCCAUCUACGGCGCCUCGGGCCCCUUCCAGCGCGCCGCGCUGCCCGUGGCGCCCGUGGGACUCUACACGGCCCACGUGGGCUACAGCAUGUACCACCUGACAUAGAGGCCCCAGAUGCUGGGCUUCCCGGC